AUGAUCAGUACACAAUUUAGUGCUAAGGUGAAAAUUUUCCGAACUGAUAAUGGUACAGAGUAUAUGGAGAAAACCUUCUAUAGCUAUUUAGACACUCAUGAGAUUAUUCACCAAACUAGUUGUGUUAAUACUGCUGCUCAAAAUGGAGUAUCUGAACGAAAGAACAGGCAUCUCUUAGAAGUUGCUAGGGCUCUUAUGUUCACCAUGCAUGUUCCUAAGGCUUAUUGGGGUGAUGCGAUUCUUACAGCUGCUUAUUUAAUCAAUCGUAUGCCAUUAAGAACCUUAAAUUUUAGGUGUCCUAUAGAACUUUUCCAGGGCAAUAACUCUCACAUUAUUUCUCCAAAGGAGUCAGAAGCCUUUUAUCCACCAUCACCUCUUCAGGGGGAGAAUGAUCAUAUAGAAGAUGUGAUUUCUCUUGGUCAACCUAUACUUGAGUUGCCUAUGUAUAAUGGUCAGGGGGAGCACAAAAGUGAUGAUAAUACUUAUAAUGGAGAUCAUGUUCAAACUGAUGCUGAAAAAAUACUUAAACAGGCAAGGAAAAGGUUGGACAAACUUGAUCUAUUAAGGUACUCACGCAAGAAAAAGGAGGAUACUACUCUUCAUAGCCAAUCACCUAACCCGGGCUCAACUCCUGUGGAUUCAGGUAAUCUAUCUCCUCCUUCUAACUUGUCUAAUGAACUUCCAUCUCUUAAUUCAUGUGAUAAUGAGCUUGAUCUUCCAAUAGCUGUCAAGAAAGGAGAGGAAGCUGUUAAUGAUCCUAAAUGGAAAGAUGCUAUGGUAGAAGAAAUGAAAGCCUUGGUAAAGAAUGGAACAUGGGAGGUUGUCGACAUGCCAUUCAGAAAAAAACCAGUAGGAUGUAAAUGGGUAUUCACAGUGAAGCAUAGGGUAGAUGGCUCCAUUGAAAGGUUAAAGGCGCGACUGGUGGCAAAAGUAAUCAUUGCUUUUGGUUACAAACAAAGCCAUGCAGAUCAUACUAUGUUCAUCAAAUAUCUCCAAGGGAGGAUUACUAUUCUCAUUGUAUAUGUUGAUGAUAUAGUGAUAACGGGUGAUAAUCAAGUUGCUCGAUCAGAAAAGGGUAUAUUCAUCUCCCAAAGAAAAUAUGUCCUUGAUUUGCUAAAGAAAACAGGAAUGCUAGGCUGUAAACCUGUUGACACUCCCAUUGAAGCUAAUCAUAGGCUGAAAGAAAAUGUCGGAGAAUUAGUUGACAUUGAUCGAUAUCAACGACUAGUUGGGAGAUUGAUUUAUCUUUCUCAUACACGGCCUGACAUUGCUUAUGCGGUAAGUAUAGUCAGCCAAUUUAUGUACAGUCCUCGAACUAUACAUCUUGAUGUUGUCUUUCGAAUUUUAAGGUAUCUCAAGUCUAGUCCAGCAUAUUCUUAUGCUGAUUGGGCGGGCUCUCCUAAUGAUAGAAGAUCCACUUCUGGUUAUUGUGCCUUCAUGGGUGGAAAUUUGGUCACUUGGAGAAGCAAGAAAUAA
Messenger RNA from Ricinus communis (castor bean), 1476 nucleotides. RefSeq lists its product as uncharacterized. Gene Ontology annotation, molecular function: nucleic acid binding. The record is from RefSeq and is a predicted model, not a curated record. The transcript is spliced from 6 exons. Bases 1 to 1476 code for a protein of 491 amino acids. NCBI's taxonomy places the organism in Eukaryota, Viridiplantae, Streptophyta, Magnoliopsida, Malpighiales, Euphorbiaceae. Gene Ontology annotation, biological process: DNA integration.